CUGCGGCGGCUCGAAGGUUGGCUGAUUGCAUCGACCGCCCAUGGUUCCGGCUGCAGGGCUGCUCCGCCGCGCCGGCUCGGCCGCCCGGAUCCGUGCUCUUGCAGGGGCGCUCUGCAGUUCGGCAGCGGUGCGGACUAGCUCCGACUCAGCCAUGCCGACCUCGGAAACCGCCACCACCUCCCCGGCGAAGAGCGCCGCGUCCCCGCUGAAGAGGAAACCCGUGUCCCCGGUGAAGGCGGCCGUGCUCAAGUUCGCCAAACUCAGCGAGAACGCGCAGCGGCCGACCCGGGGCUCGGAGCGGGCGGCGGGUUACGACCUGUACAGUGCCUAUGAUUACGUGAUCCUUCCUCAGGAUAAAGUUAUUGCGAAGACUGAUAUUCAAAUUGCACUUCCUUCUGGAUUCUAUGGCAGAGUGGCACCGAGAUCUGGACUGGCAGCGAAACACUUCAUUGAUGUUGGAGCUGGGGUUAUUGAUGAGGAUUACAGAGGAAAUGUUGGUGUAGUUCUGUUCAAUUUUGGAAAAGAAAGUUUUGAAGUUAAAAAGGGUGAUCGAAUAGCUCAAUUGAUAUGUGAACGCAUCUGCUAUCCAGAGCUUGAGGAGUUAAAGAGCCUGGAUGAGACAGAGCGAGGUGCAGGUGGCUUUGGCUCCUCUGGUACAAAUUGAACGUGAUGUUCUGCCAAAGCAUGUCAGACAUUGCCUAAUUCUCUUCAAAGAUGUUUAAAGCUGUGGAUUCUUCGUGAAAAAGUUGUGAUCGAUGGUCCAGUUGUCAGGAUGUUUCCAAAGUGCAAAAAUGAGCUGACAUCAUGUAUGUAUUUCAGGGUGGUUAAGAGAUAGUGGUCUCUAUGGUGACCAUGUAAAUCAUAGCCGGAACAAUUGGGGACAUUUUGGGUUAUUUCGGGAAUAAAUGUAAACUUUUUUAUGGA
Leucoraja erinaceus (little skate) is the source of this 924-nucleotide messenger RNA. Its product is annotated as deoxyuridine 5'-triphosphate nucleotidohydrolase-like. The transcript has 7 exons. The record is from RefSeq and is a predicted model, not a curated record. Gene Ontology annotation, biological process: dUTP catabolic process; dUMP biosynthetic process. The coding region runs from base 41 to 664 and encodes 207 amino acids. Gene Ontology annotation, molecular function: dUTP diphosphatase activity; magnesium ion binding. Lineage: Eukaryota; Metazoa; Chordata; Chondrichthyes; Rajiformes; Rajidae.